Molecule: messenger RNA, 1453 nt
Organism: Dicrocoelium dendriticum
Lineage: Eukaryota; Metazoa; Platyhelminthes; Trematoda; Plagiorchiida; Dicrocoeliidae
Source: the annotation of a GenBank genome assembly
CUCUAGGGUGAGUCGUGUGCUCGACGCGCCUCUUGACGUCACUGGCUGCAAAUAUUUGUCACUUUAUAGCACGCAUUGCCAUACUUUUCCCUAAUCUCUAUUUCAGGUUAUUCGUUCUGUUUGCUUUUGCCAGUCGGGCUUAUAGAAACUCAGUUAUGAUGUCUCGUGGAAGCGGCUCCGGCUCGCCUUCACAGAAUAUCAGAUCUCGUUCAGAUCGUUCGAGAAAAAGGUCAUUCUGAGAACAACAGCUUGCUACCUUUCUCGCCGUGUUGUUCUUCUAUUGUGAUGCAAAGUGGAGGAAGCAGUGAGGCGAUCGGUCCUUUACUGUAUUCAUCGCACCGACGGUUCUGAUUGCAAAGCUUUCCUUAUCGGACCAGCCUCACCUCUGACCGAUUUCCUAUAGUGGAAGGAUGUCUGGAUGGAGGUACUUUCCGAUACGACGCUGAAUCGGUUUUGAUGCGCUGUAACGCCAUUUUACCCAACUCGUGUACUGUCUUCGGUGGCGCAGAUGCCCGCACCGCAUCGAAAAAACAGCAGCGAUAUCAGCAGGGCUAGCUCCUCCAGUUCGAUCUCUGCAAUUGAUGGAACCAAGCGUAGCAACAAAAAUGAAGAGUCUCGCCGUCGCGAGGAACAGAGGGCUGAAGAAGAUCGAUUGCUGCGCCAGCGCUGGGCCGAGUCGAAAUUGCUUGAAGAAGAAGUCGCUCGACGUUUGGAGCGCUAUUUAGACAGUGAGCUAUCAAAGUUACUUCGUGAGCGGGAGGCUGAAUUUAGAGCUGAAAUCGAGAGGCGUGUGGAAGCAGAGCGGGUCGAGCUUUUGCGCCGACGAGCCGAAGAAUCGGAAAGAAAAGCGCGUGAGGAAGCCGAGGCGGUGAAACGACGUGAGGAGGAGAAAAAACGCCUUAAGGAAAUCAGCGAACGUUUGAUACUGGAGAGGGAAAGAGAGCGAGAGGAAAAACGACGACUCGAAGAAGAAAAGCGGCAAAAGCAAUACGAAGCUGAGCUCCGUGAAUUAGAAGAACGACAGAGAAUGGAACUGGAAGAACAACGGCGAAUAAAGCGGGAACAGGAGAUCAUUCUUAAUAAGAAAAAAGUGCGACCAAAGCUUUGUUUUUCCUUGAAGAAAUGACAUUUUUGGAAUUUGCAAUGGUCGAUGUAUCUACUGUGGCGUCCUUCAACACAGCUUCGCCUGUCCCCUCUGCACCUAGUGUAACUCCUCUGGCUAUUUUGUGAAACCUGUGCGCCAGUGAAAUGGUGCAAUCUUUGUACCUAAGCCCUUCAUAUUGUACAUAAUAAAAAUCAUCCCAAACAUGUUGACUCUGCUAUUGUUCGUUUUCUCUAUGUGGCCGCGGAGCCGAUUUGCAUUGUUGCAUCAAAUUUUGGUCCCUAUUAUCUAUUUCCGUCUUACGUUCCUUCCAGUUCUUUUUAUAAAAUUGUUUACAUAUACGAUUAUAAG